AUGGCUUCGUACGCUGAGGACGUCGACGCCAUCGCUGCGUACGAGGACGAGGACGACUACAUCAUGGUAUUCACGAGCGUGCCAUCGUCGACGUCACCCCACGCUGCCACGAGCUCCUCGUCGACGUCGUCACCGGGCGUUCAUGCGGAGGAAGAACAGAUGCCACCGCCGUCAGCGAGCUCAUCGUCGUCUUCGCCGCUGAACGUUCAUGCGGAGGAGGAAGAACAGAUACCGCCGCCGUCAGCGAUCUCUUCGUUGCCGAACGUUCAUGCGGAGGAGGAAGAACAGAUGCCGGCGCCAUCAUCGCCGGCGCCGCAGCAGGACGCCGGGGAGGAUGACGACGAGGUCACCGACGAGGACGAGGAUGACUACUUGUACCAGGCGCACUACGACCGCGCCGACCGUGGAAGAUCACGGCACAUGAAGCGCAGCAGCGGCAGGAUGGGGAGGACCAAGAAGGCGUCGACGAUCGGGCGGCCGCGCGGCGGGCACCUCUCGCAUAUCGCCGGAGCUCUCUGCACGCAGUGA
Messenger RNA from Panicum virgatum (switchgrass), 528 nucleotides. RefSeq names its product suppressor protein SRP40-like. The record is from RefSeq and is a predicted model, not a curated record. The coding region runs from base 1 to 528 and encodes 175 amino acids. Lineage: Eukaryota; Viridiplantae; Streptophyta; Magnoliopsida; Poales; Poaceae. The transcript has 2 exons.